Molecule: messenger RNA, 1536 nt
Organism: Blepharisma stoltei
Lineage: Eukaryota; Ciliophora; Heterotrichea; Heterotrichida; Blepharismidae
Source: the annotation of a GenBank genome assembly
AUGCACAUUUUAGACUAUGAAACAAUAAAUUUUAAAAUGAGCGAAAAACCUCCAUCAGCAAAGAAAAAGACUACCAAGAAAACAAAAGAAAAAAAAUCAAGAAGCUCAAGCCCGACGUCAGAAAAAUCGAAAAGUUCUCCAAGGACUUCAAAUAUCCCUACAAGCCCUGUGAAUUCCCCAAAACGAGCAGAAACAAUUCCAGAAGAACCAGUUAUUCUUAAUAUUUGCAAAACCCAUAGCAAAGAAUUUAAAUUUUUUUCGGAAACUAAAGAAGAACUUGCAUGCGAAGAUUGUGGGAAAAUUCCUGGUCAAUCAAUAAUUCCUAUUGAUCAAGCUCAUAGAUUUCGUAUAGCAACCGCCUACGAUUUAUUAAAUUCCCAUUUAUUCCAAAAACGCGAACUACUUAAAGCCCAAGCAAUGAAAAUCCAAAUGAGAAUGGACGAAAUAAAGCGCUUCAAAAAUUACAUUGAGCAAGACAUGAAACGAGAAUUUGUUGCUAUGAACGAAAGGCUAAAUUCCUCUUAUGGGUCAAAAAUGGCUGUAUUAGACCACGAUUUAGGCGAAGUCCAGAGCGAUUUAGAUAGAAUCAACACUAUUGUCGGAAUGGUAGAAAAUUCUAAUCAAAAUAUUAUAGGAUUUUUGCAAAAAGCACCUGAACUUAGGUAUGCUCUAGAUAUUUCAGUUUCUAAGCCAUUUAGAACAGAAGUUGAUGUAUACGCAGAAAACCUUCCUCAGGAGUUACCAAGGAUCAGAGAAAUUACAAUAAAACAUGAUGCAUUAUUAUCGUUAUUGAAAAUAAAAGAUGAAAUGAUAUGGAAUCUCACGCAUGAAAAAAAUUCAAAAUUGGAAAAAUCAAUAGAGGAAGAGUUAGCCGAAUGAGUAAAAUUAACCGAUAAAUUUUCAUCAGAAUUGGAUAAAUUCAAAUUAGCAUGUGAAUUUUGUGGAAAUCCUUUAAAUGAAAAUACUAUUAAUUCAAACUGUGAAAAAAGUCAAAGACAUCAUUUCGUGAAGAUAAAAGAUAUAGAAAUUCCUGAAGAGCCUGUCCAAGACACGUUAAGAAAUAUAGAUGAACUAGGAACCAUAAGACAAAUAAAUCAAGCUUGCAGAGAUAGAGGAUUGUUUUUGGAAAAUAUUUUUAGAACCUAUGACUCAGCCAGCUCAGGGCUAGUUUCUCAAACUGAAUUUUAUCAAAUUUUAUCAAACCAGUUCGGACUUUCAGGUGCCCAAAUUAAUUAUUUUGCUAAAAAAUAUGACCCUAACACCUCAGGAAAAGUAAAAUAUCAGUUACUGUUAAGGGAUUUAUUAUAUGAUGGUUCUCCACUUCAUUCUAAGCUUCAUAGUCAUGCUUUACAACUUUUUGAAGCUUUUAAAAAGCAAGAUAUCUAUUCGGAAGGUUCAGUUAAGCAAGAAACAUUUAAAGAUAUUUUAAGAUCGCAAGGAUUUGAUGGAGAGGAAAUAAAGCAGGCUUUAUCAUUCGCAGAUAUCAAUUCUAAAGGGCAAGUUCAAUACCAAAAUCUCUAUAAUCGCUUUAAAUAA